Brugia malayi is the source of this 171-nucleotide messenger RNA. RefSeq lists its product as uncharacterized. The transcript has a single exon. Bases 1 to 171 code for a protein of 56 amino acids. Lineage: Eukaryota; Metazoa; Nematoda; Chromadorea; Rhabditida; Onchocercidae. The record is from RefSeq and is a predicted model, not a curated record.
AUGAGCAAUUUUGAGGAGGGUCCACCAAUCGCAAGCCAUACAAAAACGAAAUCCACCGUUGAUAGAUCUGCUGGACUAAGCAACGAUCGCGGGACGAAACGAACCACGAUGACGGGUAACCAAGAGAGAAUGAAAGCAACGAGCACGAAAAAGGAAAGAGCAAAAUUGUGA